CGUAUUGGAGGGGCGUAGAAAGGAGGCCAUAUUGUACAGUUAAAUUGAAAGAACGAAAAUAAUUAUAUCAGCGUGAAGUGGGCACUAUUUAUCGUAAUAUUUUUAUCUCCUGUCUUUCAACGAACGUUAGUUGAAAUUCACAGUUACAAAACAAGUAAGAGGAGCCAAUCCGUGGGCUCCUGAUAUUUUAUACAUAAAUAUAUUUUAGUAGUGUAUUUCGAUCGAGAGAGGCAUCGUCGGUCUAUAUUACAGGAGUUUGUUGCUGCAAGCGAAAUGGGCACUCGAGAUGACGAAUAUGACUAUUUAUUUAAAGUUGUCCUUAUUGGUGAUUCCGGAGUAGGAAAAAGUAACCUACUAUCUCGUUUCACGCGUAAUGAGUUUAAUUUGGAAUCAAAGUCUACUAUAGGUGUUGAAUUUGCAACACGUAGUAUACAAGUAGAUGGUAAAACUAUUAAAGCUCAAAUUUGGGAUACAGCUGGACAAGAACGUUAUCGAGCUAUUACCUCUGCAUAUUAUCGGGGUGCAGUUGGAGCAUUGUUGGUAUAUGAUAUUGCAAAACAUUUGACAUAUGAAAAUGUUGAAAGAUGGUUACGAGAAUUACGGGACCACGCCGAUCAAAAUAUUGUGAUCAUGUUAGUGGGAAACAAAUCAGAUUUAAGGCAUUUACGUGCAGUUCCAACUGAUGAGGCUAAAGCAUUUGCAGAGAGAAAUGGUCUUUCAUUUAUUGAAACCUCUGCUUUAGAUUCUACCAAUGUUGAAACAGCGUUCCAAAAUAUAUUAACAGAAAUAUACAGAAUCGUAUCACAAAAACAGAUACGAGAUCCACCAGAGGGAGAUACAAUUCGACCCCAAAAUGUAGAACCUAUUGAUGUCAAGCCAACAAUGAGUUCUGAUGGAAUGCGUAAACAGUGCUGUCAGUGACUUACCUUGCUGCUUAAAAUAAGCAGUCUCAAGGAGGAAGAAUGGAAUAAGAUACUGAUGAUAAAUAUGGCAAGUGCAUAAUGAUUUAAGACUAUAUGCACAAGUCCAUAAUGUCAUAUGUUUGAAGAAUUUGUAACCCCAACAACAUCAGGGUAUACUACUCAUUGAUGCUCAUAUGAGUAUACAUAUUAUGCAUUCACAGAAAUAGUUAAAAAUGAAAAAAAAACAAGCAUCACGGUUAUGCAUGAUGCAGUAAAAGUGAAUACAUAUGCAUUAUUCUGUCCUUAAAUUUAUCUUUAACCUGUCUGUUUUCAUAUUUUUGAUCAUAUACGAGGUCUGUUCAUGUAACAGAGAGAAACAUAUAUAAAUAUUGUAUAUAUAAUUGUCGUGUAUAAUUAAAUAUAAUAUUAUUUGAUUCUUACUAUAUACAAAGAAUAAAAUCUCUAUUAUAUGAUAAACGUAUGUUGCAGAAAAAGGAAUUUAUUUAUGAAAUAAUAUAAGAAACAUGUUUCCCUUUAAACUAAAAGUUAUGAAACAUUAUACUAUAAUAUUAUAAUAAAAUAAUUUACUGGUUAUAAGUUAUUAAGAAAUAUGAAAAAAUGGUAAAAACAGUAAUGACGUCUUUUAAUAUGAAUAUUUUUUUCGUUAGAAAAAAUUUCAUUAAACCUAUAGUGAGAUGCACUUAAGGAACUACCUAUCUUUCAAUCUCUUUCUACCUCUCUCUUUCUCUUAUUGAAUUUGAAUGAAUAGUCCUCGUAUAUUGCAUUUAACAAAAAAAGAGUUCUGUUUUUACUCAAUUUAAAGAUAUUUCACUUUAUAUAACAUAUAGACAUUAUUGUGAGUAUGUAAAUAAUUUAUAAUCAUUUGCUUACAAUGAAAUAAUGCAGUAAAAUACAAAGUAAACUGCUAAGAAUAGUGCAUAAUAGUAGAUCAAAGCUUAUAACAAAAAAAAAAAAA
Polistes dominula (European paper wasp) is the source of this 1878-nucleotide messenger RNA. RefSeq names its product RAS oncogene family member Rab11 (gene Rab11). Gene Ontology annotation, molecular function: GTPase activity; GTP binding. Lineage: Eukaryota; Metazoa; Arthropoda; Insecta; Hymenoptera; Vespidae. The record is from RefSeq and is a predicted model, not a curated record.